UGAAGUUGGAUGACAACAGUUGUCUAACGGCUCACAUUUUGGGGGAUUGAAUUUCUCUUCAUAGUAUUCUCCUAUCCCUUGUUGAAUCUCUUUUGUUUCUGUGUUUUUGAAUAAACACACUUUUGUGUAUAUCGGUUUGUGUCCCCAAUGACAAGUUUCAUCGAAGGACACAGACUACCUUGCUUGGAAUGGAGUCCCAAACGGAGGUCAAAGGGGUGUGCUUACUUUGCUUACUAUUCCUGUGUCAUACAGGGUAGUCUCUCCACUAGUCGUUGCUACAAUGUUUCCGCUCGUUUUGCUUCGACACAAGUAUUUGGAAGCUUUCUAAAUGUCAACAAAAUGAAUCUUGUUCAGAAGAAAACCAGGCAAGAUAAGUUGGAAACCCAAAGAACGAGGUGCUCCAAAAGAUGUGACUGGAGAGAUUCAAAAGCAUAUCCUCUCUAUUGUAAUGUAUCGGAUCCCAAAAGUCAUAAAGAAAAAGAAACCAGUGUUUCAAUAUCUGAAGUGGAAAAGGAAAGAAGAAGACUGGUCCAGCGAAUUUUUGAUGCCUGUAACGGGGCAAGACGGAUGGAAAAGGUUGAAAAGGUGGUGGCAGCAGCUGGUUUCUUGGAUAGUGGUCAGCGUCUAAAACUUUGGCUUCGUAUCGAACAGUUGUGUAUGGAGAAGUUGUUUGAAGCUUCAGUCUAUAACUUUGAACGAGCAGCUGAGUUGAGAGAUGAGGCUUCUCUUUUAAGGUUGAGAGAUGCACACGUCAUUUUGCAGGAAAGUAUCGAUGAAGCGUUGCAUCAAGGGGAAUUAGGUUUUGCAAACAUAUUUUAUGAAGCAUUACAGCUUGUUGGUGAACCGCCCAAUCUGAAGAAAAGGAUUCCUUCUCAGGGAGGAGAAACAAGGACAAAUCGUGCAGGCAUCUGUAGUCGUUUUGAUACUUACCUUGUGAAUGAGUCUAAUAACAUGAAUGUAGCGCCCUCUAUUCAAAACAAUGACGAUAUCCGUGUUUUAUCUCCCACGCAAAAUGAAGACAAUAAGAAGCAACCUGCAGAUUGGGAGUCUUCCGAUCAAUCUUUUGUUGAGCCAGCUGUAUUAAGUCUGUGGGAUAAUCAGGAAAUGUUUGGAGAUGCCUUGAUUGAUGCAGAAGGAAUGCCGCUGAUGAACAAUAUGAAGGAAAGUAGAGAUAAAAUGAAUAAGGAUCCGAUGAGUUUGAAAAUGUCGCCCGGCAAUUCUUCAUUUGGUUUGGAUACAGCAUCUAAAGAUGUAGUUGGUUACUCCAAUUCGUCUUCUAUUGCUUCUUCUGCAGAUAGUUUUUCAGAAACGUCAAUCAAUUCUGACAAGGACAGCAAGACCGGAAUACUCGGCAACAAAAUGACUAGUCUAGCAUUUAGUCACUCGGAAGCUUUUAAUCAUAUUUUAAAAGUUCAGCUACAAGGCAAAUGGAAUAUGGAUAGGUCUUCACUUUCCGAGCAUUAUCUUUGUUUUGAAUAUCAAAUUCGGUUUGUGAAUACGGGUAGGGAAUUAAUCCAGUUGCUGAGUUCGAAUGGUUUUGUUGAAACCUCAGAUGGUCAAAAGCAUAUGCUUGCUGAAAAAUGGGUUGCUGAUCGAAAGCCGGUAGUCCAAGAUGGAGAAUCAUUUGAAUAUACAUCAUUCUGUGUAUUUCAAUAUCCAUCCAUUUCAGACGCUUUGCCCUUUAUUGGCUUUCUUAAGAUGAAUUUUAUACUCGUUCGUGGAGAUUGUGGUCAACAGUUAUUUCACUUAGAGACGAAACCUGUCCAAUUGCGACUUGAUGAUAAGAGUGGUGUGGAUUCUGAAUAGUUGUAUUGUGUAUAUAGAUCGAGCUUGGUGACAUUUAUCCCAGUUUAUAAUAUUCAUUCAUGUUGGGUUCUUUGGAGACGGUGGUCUUGUGUGUAAAUAAAUCUGCAAUGUGUAAAAUGAACAGCGUUGCUAUUGA
This is a messenger RNA of Galdieria sulphuraria, 1942 nucleotides long. RefSeq names its product ApaG domain protein. NCBI's taxonomy places the organism in Eukaryota, Rhodophyta, Bangiophyceae, Galdieriales, Galdieriaceae. The record is from RefSeq and is a predicted model, not a curated record. The transcript has a single exon. Bases 148 to 1806 code for a protein of 552 amino acids.